This is a messenger RNA of Temnothorax curvispinosus, 4601 nucleotides long. RefSeq names its product protein phosphatase PHLPP-like protein (gene Phlpp). The coding region runs from base 54 to 3860 and encodes 1268 amino acids. Gene Ontology annotation, molecular function: protein binding. The transcript has 17 exons. The record is from RefSeq and is a predicted model, not a curated record. Lineage: Eukaryota; Metazoa; Arthropoda; Insecta; Hymenoptera; Formicidae.
GCAGCCUCGUAUAUCUUACUCUGGACACCACAGCUAAGGACGUCUGCAGGGACAUGCUGCUGGGAGACGACUUGUCUCUGUUUGUUCAGUAUGGCGGUGAGCCAGGCAGGAGAUUGGCGUCCCAGGAGAAGCCGCUGGAGAUUCAGGAUCAAUUUCUUCAAAGGCUUGGCUACCAGGAUAUGUCCCGGCGCGCUCGUCUGGGAGUUGAUCCAGAACUCAGACAUCUCAUCGGCUUUCACGUAGGACCCGCAUCGCCAUUGCCAGAUCUGGCGGGAUACAGCCGCUGCGGCUACACUUUGGUAUUGAAGGGGUUGGUUUUUCCUCAGUGGAAGCGACGACCUCUGGCCGUAAUCGACUCCAGGCUUUUCCUUUAUCCGGCUUGUCCGGAAUCGCGAGCAGAAUGGAUGGAACUGGGCGACGGAGGUGGCGCGGUAUGCUAUGCGCCGUCACGUCUGGGCAAACUCGUUUUGCGUGUCACUGGGUUUCCCAGGGUCACUCAACAGUGCCAUGUGAGCCAACACCCCGAAGAGAGUCGCCAUCGCGAAACCAGGCAUCUGUAUCUGGGCUUCCAUCAUCCCUGGGAUCGAGACCUGUGGAAAAGCUGGAUCAAAAAGGCUACGCAGUUGCCGACAUGCCCCAAAAAGUUGGACUUGUGCAAGGCAGGCUUAUCAAGGGUCCCCGACAGCGCGAUUGCUUUCCCAGCAAUAGAGGAGCUCGCAUUAGGAUGCAACCAGUUCACUAACGUUGAUAACAAUCUGAAGCUUCUGCACAGGUUUCCCAAACUUCAUGCCGUCCAUCUGGAGAGCAACGAUCUCCACAGAGUCCCGAGGGAACUGCUGGAGCUGCCCGCGCUGACCUACCUUAAUCUCUCGGACAACAAGAUCGAGAUAAUUCCAACUGAUAUCUGCCGGCUGAUCAAUUUGAAAGAACUGAUCCUUGACCGUAAUGCCAUCAAGAACCUACCGGAUGAAGUGACACGGCUGAGAAACCUGAGGAAUAUUUCCCUUGUCGGAAAUUUACUCAACACCGUACCAUUCUUUUUCAACAUGCGAGCUCUCACUCUGACAGAAGUUCUGUCGAAGACAGAUCACGGAAAAUCUUAUAAGGAUGAGAAAACUAAUCAUAGCAAUUUGCACAAGAUCAAUCUGAGGAACAAUCAGCUGAAGGGAAACAUAAUUUUGGGAAAUUACGGUAAUCUGACGCAUCUGGACGUGAGCGAAAAUAGCAUUGAAAAAUUGGACAUCAGUGCUUUGCAAGAAUUGAGAAGCGUACGCUGCGGACGAAAUCAUUUAACGGAAUUAACACUAUGCGGCCGAAAUCUUGUAUCACUUAUCGCUGGAAACAAUAAAUUGAAGAAACUAACCGUCGAACCUGUGCCAACUAAUUUGGAGCAUCUGGAUGUCUCCUACAACAAUUUAGACGCAUUACCGGAAUGGACGACUGAACUGCCAGCAUUGCGCGUCCUUUUCGCAUCACACAACGCUCUCACGGCUCUCCCGGACAGGUUGUUGUCGCAACCCUCGAGACUGGAAGUUCUCCAUCUGCCUCACAACCGACUACAAGCCCUACCACCACCCAGGAGACCAUUGAAUAUCGUCCAUUUAACACUUCAGGGCAACAUGUUGACCACAUUGCCAACCAGUUUUUUCGCGAACACCGAAAAGAUGAAAGUUUUAAACCUCUCCAACAAUCGGCUCUCCGAACUUCCGUAUCGCGAAGAGGCCGGCAAAACUCACCAGGGAUCGCACACCUUGGAGAAAUUAUAUGUCACGGCAAAUUGUCUGACCGAUACCGCUCUAGAUGCUCUCGCCAAGUUUACGUUUCUGAGAGUUCUUCAUAUCGCUUACAACACCCUGGACACGCUUCCGGAAAGUUGCAUAGCUGCGUGGGGCGAUCUGGAAGAACUGGUGUUGUCCGGAAACCGAUUGCAGUAUCUUCCGGAUAACGUGGCAAAUCUACGACAUUUGCGCGUGCUGCGUGUGCAUUCUAAUCGGCUAUUAACGUGUCCCACCUUCAGUAGAACAACGUCCUUGAAGGUGCUGGACAUGGCGCACAAUCAAUUGGACAGGGUAAAUCUGGCCACGUUAGUACCACCGCAACUGCAAUUUCUCGAUAUAUCCUGCAACUCUCGACUGCACGUGGAUCCGCGACAAUUCCAAGACUACCGAUCCCAAAGACCGAUAUCAUUAGUGGAUGUGUCUGGACAGAACAGACCCAGUCUGCCAUCUCAUCCGCAUCAACAAGAAAUCGUUGCGGCGGAAAAGAAUACCGAACAACCAUGGCGAUUGGGUUUCUCGGAAACUGCCGGUUCGCGUGAAAAGCUAUACAUUUCCCAAGUGCGAAUGCCGUCCUUUUGUAACAUCGAGGGUCUGUUCGGCAUAUUCGACGGUGGUUCCAACCAGGAGGCACCUAGCGCCCUUCAAGAAAUGAUCCCUCGUCUCCUGCUGGAAGAACGAACGAUCCGAGAAACAUCAAAAGAAUAUUUGAAAUACACCCUGCUGUCGGCACAUAGGGAGCUCAAAGAAAAGGGCCAAAAGUACGGCGUAGACGCAACUCUGGUUCACGUAGUAAAACUGCCGUCGCAGCAAGGAUAUCCAAAAUCCUCGACCAAAUAUUCUCUGAGAGUGGCUUCUACCGGAGAGGCCAAAGCUGUUCUCUGUCGAGCCGCGGGUCCCUUGACCUUUGCCAAGUUGAAGAAGGCUCAAACAGUUAAGAACCAACUUGGUAAUGCUGCCAUGUUUCCAUUAGUGCUGCCUGAUCCGAUAUACGAGGAAGUAACGCUGGAGGACGACGAUGAGUUUGUCAUAGUCGCUAAUCGGAGAUUAUGGGAGGUCCUGAGUGUCCAGGAGGCUGUGAGGGAGGCCAGAGCCGAGGCCAGUCCUGUUCUGGCCGCCAAAAGGCUUCAGGAUUUGGCGCAGGCUUACGGCGCGGAGGACAAUUUGAGUAUCAUCGUCGUCCGAUUGGCAGGACCAAGUCCGGGCGAUAUGGAUCAGCUCAUGCGUGAGCUCAGACAUGCCGUUGGUAAAAACAGGAGCCAAAACGAUAGCGUGUGUCCUUGUCCUUGUUGCGUGCCGCCAGCGGCACAUAAGCCACCGGCUGCCUGCUGCUGUCACGCGAACGAAGGCUAUUAUCUUAAUGGCGUGUUGAAGAAUAUUGUAGGGAGAUCCAAUAAGGUACACGGUUCCGGAAGGUACUUCAAGAACUCCAGAUCGACGCAGGAGAACGAAAGUCCUCCAUACAGAGACGACCGCAGUUCGCCAAGUGGGCAGUCCGAUCAAGCCAGUGACAGCACUUUCAAGUCUCGUCAUCCAUCCGGAAGGAUGUGGUCCGGAAGUGCGGCUGCCAGGGCGACAAAUAAGGCUCAUCAAAGUGUUCUCAUGCAGGAAAAUGGUCUUCGAAAAGCAUCACCUUGCCUUCCUACGCAAGAGGAUGCUAUCUCGGAAAGAUCCAGCGCACUCAGCGAGGAACAAUUUCGUUGCUGGGAAUAUAUGCUCGAGCAGAACACUCAACUGUUAUUCGACAAAGAGUUGGACACGUUAACGAAGGCGCCGUUGCAUCGCGGCCAGUCAAGGUCGACGCCGCAGCUGGGGAGCAAUCUGCCCUUCCUGUCGAAGAGGUUCGGCAGCGCCCGAUCCUUCAACCCUUCGUUACCACGACCGCCGAUGGUCCGUUUCGGCAGCGGACGAAGAUUGCUGAACGGCGGACCAAACGCCGCCUACUUCGGCAGCCUGCAAAGGCUGAUGCCGUACAAUCUCGAGUAUGACUUCGCCGUUAUCCAGGAGAGAAACGGCAUGGACUCGUUGGAGCAGGAUGCCACGAGGAUGCAGCAGUAUUGGGGAGUUGCCACCACGGAGCUAUAGAUGAGGAUCUGCAUGCAAAGAUACUAGGAAUAAGGUAGAAGUGCAAAAAAGAAAAAAAUCAACAAUUCGGUACUAGAUGUCACCUAAAUGUGAUAACGUUUAUGUAAAUAUUUUGAAGAAGUUUCCUUUUUGUUUUAUGCAUAAUGUAAUAUGCGAGUGUCGUGCCAAUGCGGAAAGCAUAUGCAGCUUUCAUAUCAUUGUCACCGUAUCUGAUUGCGGAGUAUAGUGUGGAAAUUCGUCGCGUCAAACUAUUUACAGAUUAAGGCGAUAAAUUAAUUUGCACUUACUUAUCAACAAUCCAAUGUAACCAAAAUGAUUUAUCGUGGAAGGCUCGACGGUGCAAAGUAAUUACAUCUCUGUACUCUAAUUAACAUCAGCUGACAGAGUAAUUAAUGGAAUACAAUGCGACGGAGCGAAGAGCUAAUCGUCAACAAACGCGCGGUAAUAUCGAUCGUGUUGAUAACAAUGGCACCGCCAAGAUAAGCUAUGAAGUUCCUCGAAUCUUGUGCAAGGAAAGACGGCGAGAUUUGUACCGCUCACUUCGGUAAUUCGCUCGUUUAUUGCAGCUGAUACGCGUGCAAUAAAGGAACGGCGGAAACCACUGUGCUGCCUUUAUGCUACACAAAGCUCGCCUUAUUUCUUUAUAACGGUAGACACGCGGAAGAUCUAUAUCUGCUUUAUUGCGGAACGACUUUACGACGCUGAGUGACUCCGCCGUAGAAAAUAAGCAAUCGAGGAAAA